Blumeria graminis f. sp. triticale is the source of this 1101-nucleotide messenger RNA. The record is from the annotation of a GenBank genome assembly. NCBI's taxonomy places the organism in Eukaryota, Fungi, Ascomycota, Leotiomycetes, Helotiales, Erysiphaceae.
AUGCCAGUCCAAAAGUUGUUUUCACACAGAGAAAUAGCGCCUUGGAUAGAAGAAUGUGAUUUCGCAAUGUAUCAGAAGAUGAUGCGGGUCGUCGCUCCGCUGACCCUUCAAGUUGCACCAAAGCCAGUACUUGACUCUCUCCGAAAUAUAUCCGAAAGACUUGUAUCCCACAUCCACAGUUGUUUCCAGGGGCAUCCGGCACAUGUUCUCCAAGCCAAGGCUGCACCUGCAACACUCUUUGCAGGUCUCUUGGACCGAGAAUUAAGAGUAAAUUUGACUGCCCACGCAGCAGCUAAUAUGCUAUCUAAUCCCGCCAAUCGUGAUCAAAUGUACGAGGAAUGGAUCACAAUGGUUCGUACAAGGAAAAUAGCUGAAUGUGUUCCCACCAGGGGUAUGGAUGAUGUCGUAAAAGUGUUACUAAGCGAGCUUCGGAAUUUACUAAAUCCAGUAAAUGUUGACUGGGAGUUAGAAAGUAGAACUCUUUACGGAGAAAUGGCUCUUCGUAAUCGACAAUUUCAAGCCAGCGAGCAACCUGAAUCAACGAUUGAAAAUGUGCUCGACCGAUGGGUUAACUUGUUAGCUUCUCUACCAGCAAAGUUUCCAUAUGCAAGCCAUUCUGAAAUUGUCUGGUGUGUACAAAGUGUUGGAACAGCAGUAAUGAGAGACAUCACAAUAUCUCAGGGCAAGAGCUUCGGUGCUUGGUGGGUGACGAAGUGUUGGAUCGAUGAAAUGAUUGUGUUCAUGGCAGAACAGGGUGGCUUCAUGGAGCAAAAGACCUCGAGUGACUCUCGACGACAGUCCAGUGAGCCACACCCGACUAAUUCAGAACACACUUACCAUAACGGUCAGUACAACAACGGGAGUGAUGAUGUUCUAAGAAGUUCCAACAACCUUGACGGCAGUAUAUCUAUGCUCUCCCACUCAGAACUUAUCGAUCAGGGUGACACGAACAAUAUAGUCAACCACGAUGAUAGCGGAAUUGGUCUUAGGACCCCUGAAGAUGAUUUCGCAGCAGCGAAGUAUGAGUGUGACAAAGUAGCUGAACGCCUACAAGAUCCUGGUUUGCUUCACCACGGUCUCUCCAUGAGCACACUAAUGUAA